GAAAAUUGGAUUUUGUUAGAUAAAAAAUAAAUUUAAAGCAAUAAAAAAUGUCAAAAUCUAAAUCCGCAAAACUAGCUCGUGAGCGUUUUAAAUCUGCCGCAAGACGUGUGUGCAGCGAGGAAUUCAUUUGGGAUAUCGACGGAUCGAAAACGUUUGUGACCAAAAUUAAUAAAAUUAUUGCAGAUAAAAUUGUUUCAUUUUUUUCGAUUAAUUUUUCAGCUUUAGUUCGCGAGCAAAAAUUUUCUGUGCAUCACAAUUGGCUGCAAAGCAACGAGAGAAUCCACUUGAUGGAAAAGAAUUUGUUAAAAUUGUCACUCGUGAUGGAGUGAGGAAUCUCUUAGUUCCGAGUAAACGUCCCAACACGUACGAAGAAUUUUGGCCACAAAAGGAGCUUGUACGUCUCGAGAAUAAAGCCAAAGUAUUAACAGUUGAGGAUAAAAUGAUAAAACUGCAAAAGCGACUCGAAGAGAACAAAAAAUUGAAGGAAGAUUGCGAGAAGAGGAAACAGCGGCUCAGGGAAAUUGAUAUGGCAAAAAGAACGUUGAUGGAGAAUGAAUUGGAUUCAUAUCAAAUUGCUGAGAAUGAAAAUAAAUUGAAAUUACUCGACCGUGCAUACCUAGCGAAACAAGAGCAGGAAGAGGAAGUAAAGCAAGCAAAUCGCAUCAUUUUAGCAACAAAAUGUUCAGUAAUUCGCGACGCACAAAUAGCUGAAAAGAAUGAAAUUGAACGAGAAUUUCGUAAUGAGAAUUUAAGACUUGAGCGAAUGAUGUUAGAAGAGCGUGAUAAGGCACUCAUUGAAGAGGAACAGAAGCGAGAAGUUGAACGAAAAAAUGUAUUAAAAUAUUCGAUGGAGAUACGAGCACAAUUGGAAGAAAGGGAAGCGGUUCGAGCGAAGGAAGUUGAGAGAAUUGAAGAAGAGGCGGCUGCAAUGAAAAAGGCGCUUAUGGCAAUAGAAAAGGAAGACGUGGAAAAGGCUCGAAUACGAAGCGCAAAAAUUCAAAAGACACGUGAAGGUCUUCAAAAGUCUAGUCAUUGGAGUCAAUAUUUCAAGAAUUUGCAAUUUGAGAAGGAACGAAUUGCGGAAUUGAAAGUACAAGAAUAUAUGCGACAACGAUUGGAAAGGGAUAAGCAAUUGGAGCUUGAAAGGCGACUAGCAAAGGAAGAGCGUGAAAAGGAAUAUGACAAAAUUCUUCAGCGUCAACAGAAAUUGCUUGAAUCAAAAACAGAACGUAAUGAAUUGGAGUAUCGACGACAAAGGGAAGAGGUUGAGCGUGAAUUUAGACGACGCGAAAAGGAAGCUGCAAUAAAGAAACGUGAGAUGGCUGAUGAUAUAGCAAAAGCACGUAAUGUUCAAUUGGAGGAAGUUCUCCUUGGCAGGUGUAUAACACAAAAAUCUAUUAAAUUAACACAAAAACGACAACGUGCAAUGCAAAUAGCACGAGAUGAAGCCAAUUUCAAUGAGUUUAUGGGUAAACUUCGAGUUGAAAAGGACAGAGAAGAGCUGAGGAAGAAGCUUCGUUCGCAGACUAAAUGCAAAUAUCGAGAUGAUAUAAUCGCUCAAAUUGAACAGAAGAAGGUGAAGAAACGUGAAAUGGAAGAGAAAUUGAAGCGUGAAAAAAUGGCUCUUAUUGAUGCAGAACGACAGCGUGAAAAAAAUGUGAAACAAGUAAUCGAAACAAAGGUCAAAGACAUGAAAGCCAACAAUGUUCCUGAAAAAUUCAUAAAAGAUGUUGAACGUCAACUGAAUAACCUUGCCAACUUGACACUGUCCGUAAAGUCGAAAUAA
This is a messenger RNA of Chironomus riparius, 1786 nucleotides long. The record is from the annotation of a GenBank genome assembly. NCBI's taxonomy places the organism in Eukaryota, Metazoa, Arthropoda, Insecta, Diptera, Chironomidae.